AUGAUGAAUCGUUUUGGUGAUAUCGAUGUUUCAUUUAAAAGACUUUCGCCUGCUUAUGGUUAUCGCAGUGAAAAACUUGUUUCAAUUGAAAAAGCACUAGAGCCUCUCGAGCCUCAAAUUGAUGAACUACCUUCUUCCAUAAAGAUUGCUAAACGCAGCUGUCAUUUUCCAUCAGAACAUGGACUAACACAUGAUCAAUCAGCUGCUGUGUAUAUCUAUACAAUGGAAUGGGGUGAUACUACUUUGUAUCGUGUAUUAAAUAAAGCACUACGAUCUGAAAAUCGACAAGCAUUAAAGAUAUGGUUUCCAUAUUUAAAAUUAUUUGAUACAGCGUUGAAUAAGUUACCUACUGUUAAAGAGGUUAUAUGGAGAGGUAUACCUCUUGAUGUUGGUAAAAAUUUCACCAAAAACCAAAUUGUGACGUGGUGGAGUAUUAAUUCAUGUUCGUCAUCAGUCAAAGUUAUUGAAAAGUUCAUUGGCAACGGCAAAAAUGCAACGCUUUUUUUAAUUGAAGCUGUUAAUGGAAAAAAAGUUUCUGGUUAUACAGAAUUUGAAACAGAAGAUGAAAUUAUUUUACGAAUGGGCUCACAAUUUCGCGUGAAGAGCGAUGUUUUAACGCAGUCGAAUGGCUCACAUCUCGUACAUUUAAUUGAAAUUGAAGACAACGAUGAUCAACCAUUAGCAUCAGCUAUGAAUGAUAUGCACUUGGCAGCAGCAAAACCAUUAGCUAAAACUACAUUGGUGGUUCCCAAUACUCCAGCCAAAGCUCGAUGGACACCGAAUGGAGUUACCGUUGCUGGAGGACAUGGAUAUGGAAGUAGCACAAAUCAACUCUGGGACCCUGAAGGUCUCUUUAUUGAUGAUGACGAAACGGUUGUCAUCGCUGACUGCGUCAAUGAUCGCAUCAUCCAAUGGAAGAUGGGUGCAACGAGUGGACAAAUAGUAGCUGGUGGCAAUGGCCAAGAAAAUCGAUUGGAUCAAUUGAAUCGACCAGCCGAUGUGUUGAUCGACAAAGUGACGGAUAGUCUCAUUAUAUGUGAUCAAGAGAAUCGACGAGUUGUACGAUGGUCUCGUCGUAAUAGCACAACACAAGGAGAGAUUCUCAUUGACAACAUCGAUUGUUACGGAUUGGCGCUGGAUGAUCAGAGAUAUCUCUACAUCUCUGACGUCAAAAAACAGGAAGUAAGACGAUAUCAAAUAGGACAUAAGAAGGGAACUGUCGUGGCUGGUGGCAACGGGAAGAAUGCUGGUCUCAAUCAACUCAACGAUCCGAACUACAUAUUUGUCGAUCAACAACAGACUGUCUACGUGUCAGACAACGGAAAUCAUCGUGUGAUGAAAUGGCAUAAAGGUGCAAAAGAAGGAAUUAUCGUCGCUGGUGGCCAAGGCGAAGGAAAUGCUCUUACACAAUUGUCGUAUCCUAAUGGACUGUUCGUCGAUAGGUUGGAUACCAUCUAUGUGGCAGACUGUGGGAAUGAUCGAGUGAUGUGUUGGCCUAAAGGAGCGAAACAAGGCACUGUCAUUGUGGGCGGAAAUGGUGAAGGAGCAAGAGCAAAUCAGUUCAACGGUCUGCGGGAUGGCAAAGUGGAUGGAAUAUUGUCUGAUGUCAUUCUUGAAGUGGGUUAUCAGUUUACAUCAUCAAUGGAACAUUGUCGACAUGUAUUAGUUCAUUUUGACUUACAAGAAUUAAAAUCAUCGCCAAUUACACGAAUACUUCGUCCAUUAAAAUUUUUUGAAUGUUUAUUAUGUAUUGCUAAUACAGGUUUAUAUCUAGUUAUACUUGAACUAUUUCAAAAUGAUAUUCAAAAUUUUGGUAAAUUGAUUUACCUUCGUUUAUAA
Messenger RNA from Rotaria sp. Silwood2, 1839 nucleotides. Lineage: Eukaryota; Metazoa; Rotifera; Eurotatoria; Philodinida; Philodinidae. The record is from the annotation of a GenBank genome assembly.